AUGAACUCGACACAGCAGAUAUUCCUCUUGCAUGGGGGUCUUCUUAACAACACGAUGGACCAUAAUGAGACCAGCCUGGCGAGCAAUAGGACUGUGCCUACCUUUUGUGAACAAGUUCUUAUCAAGGCAGAGAUCUUUCUGACGCUGGGGAUCAUCAGUUUGCUGGAAAACAUCUUGGUCAUCCUCGCUAUCAUUAAGAACAAAAACCUGCAUUCUCCGAUGUACAUUUUUGUUUGCAGCCUCGCGGCGGCCGAUAUGCUAGUGAGCGUCUCAAACUCCCUUGAGACAAUUGUGAUUGCCAUUCUGGACAACCGCUACCUGAUUGUUGAUGACAGAUUCAUCCAGCUCAUGGACAAUAUCUUUGACUCCAUGAUCUGCAUUUCACUGGUGGCAUCCAUUUGCAACUUAUUGGUUAUUGCGAUCGACAGGUACAUUACCAUUUUCUAUGCGCUACGUUACCACAGCAUCAUGACUCUAAAGAAAGCCCUGUCCCUGAUUUGUGUCAUAUGGGUUGCUUGCAUUUUUUGUGGCAUCCUCUUCAUUGUGUAUUCAGAGAGCAAGACUGUGAUUGUUUGUCUCAUUAUCAUGUUCUUUACCAUGCUAGUCCUCAUGGCCACUCUCUAUGUGCAUAUGUUUAUGCUUGCCCGACUGCACAUCAAAAAAAUCGCGGCAUUGCCUGCUGAAGGUGCCGUGCAGCCCAGAACGUGCAUGAAAGGUGCCAUCACCAUUACUAUUCUCCUUGGUGUAUUCAUUUGCUGCUGGGCUCCUUUCUUUCUUCACCUCAUCCUUCUAAUCACAUGCCCCAAGAACCCUUACUGUGCUUGUUACAUGUCACACUUCACUACCUACUUGGCCUUGAUCAUGUGCAAUUCUGUCAUUGAUCCCAUUAUCUAUGCUUUUCGCAGUCUGGAAAUGCGCAAAACCUUCAAAGAGUUAAUAUGUUGCUAUGGAAUGAGCUUUAGCAUUCAUUGUAAAAAUUAG
Messenger RNA from Polyodon spathula (Mississippi paddlefish), 981 nucleotides. RefSeq names its product melanocortin receptor 3-like. Gene Ontology annotation, cellular component: membrane. Lineage: Eukaryota; Metazoa; Chordata; Actinopteri; Acipenseriformes; Polyodontidae. The record is from RefSeq and is a predicted model, not a curated record. Gene Ontology annotation, molecular function: peptide hormone binding; melanocyte-stimulating hormone receptor activity. The transcript has a single exon. Bases 1 to 981 code for a protein of 326 amino acids. Gene Ontology annotation, biological process: G protein-coupled receptor signaling pathway.